Molecule: messenger RNA, 2217 nt
Organism: Phalaenopsis equestris
Lineage: Eukaryota; Viridiplantae; Streptophyta; Magnoliopsida; Asparagales; Orchidaceae
Product: L-type lectin-domain containing receptor kinase IV.1-like
Exons: 1
Coding region: 78-2102 (674 amino acids)
Biological process (GO): protein phosphorylation
Cellular component (GO): plasma membrane
Molecular function (GO): carbohydrate binding; ATP binding; protein kinase activity
Source: RefSeq, a predicted model, not a curated record
AGCAGCUCAGCAAAACUUAGUCCUUUUAUUUGGAUGCAACCAUUUGCAUUUUAUUAACAGAAAACAGAGGGAAAACCAUGCUCCAUACCUUCGCUUUCUUCUUCUUCCUUUUCACCCUAAAACAAAAAAUCUCUCCUGUGGCGGCCGACUUCCUUUUCAACGCCUUCCACACCGCCGAACUCAUCCUCAAUGGCGCCGCCGCGGUCCAGUCUACCGGCAUCCUCCGCCUGACUAACAAUACCAACCAAGAAUUUAGUCACGCAUUCUACCCCACACCUUUCUCCUUCCUCAACACCUCCUCCGGUGAACCCUCCUCCUUCUCCACCUCCUUCGUCUUCGUUAUCAUCCCUCGCUACAUAGAAAUCAGCUCCGAAGGUCUCGCCUUUGUCAUCUCCCCUACCCCAACUCUGGCCGACACCCUCCCCAGCCAGUUCCUCGGCCUUUUCAACCUCACCAGUGAUGGCCAAGCCACCAACCACAUCGUCGCCGUCGAGCUCGAUACCGUUCAGAACAAAGAGUUUGACGACGUCAACGACAACCACGUCGGCAUUGAUUUAAAUGGCUUAACUUCCGUAGUCGCCGCUCCGGCUGCAUACGCCAACGGUUCUUCCUCCUUUCAAAAUUUGAGCUUGUUUAGCGGCCAGCCGAUGCGAGUUUGGGCAGAGUAUGAUGCGAAGAAGAUGGAGUUUAAUGUGACCUUAGCUCCGCUUAACACCCCGAAGCCGGCUUUACCUCUUCUGUCUUCUAUUAUCAAUCUCUCCUCAGUUUUUCUAAGCGAAAUGUAUGUUGGGUUCUCUUCUUCCACCGGCACGACCGCAGGUUCGCAUUACAUUCUCGGAUGGAGCUUCUGUUUAAACUGCAGAGAAAGAGAGCUCGUGCCUUCUGAUCUCCCGUCUCUUUUGCCACUUUCACAAACGAAGAAAAGAAAUAGAACGAUCGCCUAUUGGCUUCCGGUAGCCGUCGUCGUGUUUCUCAUAAUAAUUUUAAGUGUUCCUUUUCUAGUGUUCAGGCGAAGGAGGCAGCUUGCAGAGUCGGCGGAGGAUUGGGAGAUGGAAUACGGCCCGAAGAGAUUCUCAUACGGAGAUCUGCACAGAGCGACGAGAGGGUUCAGCGAUGAGAACUUUUUAGGAAGCGGGGGAUUUGGCGAAGUAUACAGAGGCGUGCUCGCCAAAUCAAAGCAAGCAAUUGCAGUGAAAAGAAUCUCCCAUGAUUCGAAACAGGGGAUGAAAGAAUUCAUCGCAGAGAUUUCAAGCAUCGGCCGGCUCCGCCACCGGAACUUAGUUCAGCUCAUCGGAUACACACGUCGGCGAGGGAAACUCAUGCUUGUCUACGAUUUCAUGCCCAACGGCAGCCUCGAUAAUUACCUUUUCAACCGAGUAGACCAAUCUCUGACAUGGAAGCAAAGAUUUCACAUCAUCAAAGGCAUCGCGGCAGGGCUGCUUUAUCUGCACGAGGGAUGGGAACAGGUGGUGCUUCACAGAGACAUUAAAGCGAGCAAUGUCCUCCUCGACGCAGGUUUCAACGGAAAGCUUGGAGAUUUCGGGCUCGCGAGGCUACACGACCGCGGGAGCAUGGCGGAGACGACGCGUGUAUUUGGAACGCUGGGUUAUCUUGCGCCGGAGAUUUCGAGAACAGGAAAGUCAACGACGAGCUCUGAUGUUUUUGCUUUCGGGGCGUUUCUGCUGGAAGUCGCUUGUGGGAAGAAACCAGUAGAAUUUAAGACGAGCGGAGUGGAUCUGGUGCUUGUGGAUUGGGUGCUGGAGUUGAUGGAGAGGGGAGAGUUGAUUGAAGCGAGGGAUAGGAGGUUGGGGAAUGAGUUUGUGGUGGAAGAGAUGGAGAUAGUAUUGAGGUUGGGAUUGUUGUGUUCUUCGCCGGUGGCCGAGGUGCGGCCGAGUAUGAGACAAGUGGUGCAGUGUCUGGAAGGGCAAGUGAGUGUUCCGGCGUUGACGGAGGAGCAUUUGUUCAUGUUUCAUUCGGGUUCUAUAAAGAAGAGGCUGGUGGGGGAUGUGAGCCUUUCCGGCUCCGGCGGCCGAGCUCUGGCUGCGAUGGGAAGCUCGGGUCAGGAUCAAUGUGCCGGCUUGCCACUGUCGUUUGGCAGAUGAGCCAAUUGGUGCGGUGUCUGUAUUAUAUUGAAUGGGAAUUUAUUUAUUUGAUGAUGUAUACCAUUUUUUACAUUAUUUUUAGCCGAUUAGUGUUUCAAAACUAUCACUGAUAAAA